AUGUCUGUUAGAUUUGUCUUCUCGCACAUUGGCCUGACCGGAAGCGUGGUAGCCUACAGUAUCCUUGGCGGCUGGAUAUUUAUGGGCCUUGAAGCACCCCACGAACGAGAACUCAGGGGUGAGAUAGCCAAAAUCAGAGGCCAUUACGUGAGAUUCUUUCUUUCUUUCUUUCUUUCUUUUCUUUCUUUCUUUCUUUGUUUCUUUCUUGUUCCUUCCAUUGUUUGUUUGUUUCUUUGUUUCUUUCUUCCUUUCUGUCUUUUUUUCUUGUUCGUUCCAUUAUUUCUGUCUUUUUCUUCUUUCUUUCUUACUUGUUCUCUUCUUUCUUUCUUUUUCUGUCUUUCUGACUUUCUUUCUUUCUUGUUCCUUGCAUUCUUUCUUUAUUUCUUUUUUGUUCCCUCUCUCUUUCUUUCUUUCUUUCUUUCUUUCUUUCUUUCUUUCUUUCUUUCUUUCUUUCUUUCUUUCUUUCUUGUUCCCUCCAUUCUUUAUUUAUUUCUUUUCCUGUCUUUCUUUCUUGUUCCCGUCAUUGUUUGUUUCUUUCUUUUUUCUUGUUCCACCCUUUCUUUCUUUCUUUCUUUCUUUCUUUCUUUCUUUCUUUCUUUCUUUCUUUCUUUCUUUCUUUCUUUCUUAUUCCUUAGUUUUAACCCCCCUCUCUUUACUCUUAUUCUCACUCUCCGUAACCCUCUCUCUUUACUCUUAUUCUCACUCUCUGUAACCCUCUCUUUACUCUUAUUCUCCUCUCUGUAA
Acanthosepion pharaonis is the source of this 744-nucleotide messenger RNA. The record is from the annotation of a GenBank genome assembly. Lineage: Eukaryota; Metazoa; Mollusca; Cephalopoda; Sepiida; Sepiidae.